GAGUCACGUGUCGGGUGCCAGCCGCCUCCCGGGCGGGCGCUUCCUGUCGCUGCUUUAGCCGCCGCUUGGGGGCCGCGGGAAGCCAGGGCGGUGCCGGGCUGGAGAAGGCCCGUGUUUUGUUCGGGUCCGCCGCGAGGUAUCUAGGCCACCAGGAUGCCAGGGCCAAGACCUCGGAAGGGCCCUCAGGCCAGUGGCCAGGGUGUGGCAGCUGCCAAGCAGUUGGGGCUUUUUGUGGAGUUUAAUCCUGAGGACAUGCUGCUGAGGAUGGAUGAAACUGAAGAUGAUAGGGACCUGGAGGCUGAACUGUUGGCCCUCACUGGAGAAGCAGGGACCACAGGCAGGAAGUCAGCACCCAAGAAGCAGGCCCCUCUGCCUAUGGCUCACAUCGAGAAGUUGGCAGCAGACUGUAUGCGGGAUGUGGAGGAGGAGGAAGUGGAGGAAGAAGGUCUGGAGGAGGAUGUAGACCUGCUGACAGAGCUCAAGGAGGUCCUGGGUGUGGAUGAAGAGGCUGGGCCGCUGGAUGGUGGUGAGGUUGAAAGCCCAGACCUCUCUGAGGAGGAGAAGGGACUUGAGAACACUGAGCCUCCAAUGCAGACAGACCUCCUAAUGGCUUCAGUCCCAGUAGCUCAGGCUGGAGGCCCUCAGGGGCUGCAAGCUCUGCUGGAGGAACGGAUCCACAACUACCAGGAGGCUGUGGCCAGUGCCAAGGAGGCCAGUGAAGCCGCCAAAGCCAGGCGCUGUGAGCGAGGCCUGAAGACUCUGGAAUCCCAGCUUGCUGCUGUGAGAAAAGGCAGGAAGAUCAAUGAGGAGGAGAUCCCACCUCCAGUGGCCUUGGGCAAGAGGCCGCUGGGCCUUCAGGAAACCGCCAAUAGGAACCCUAAGGCAGAUUCCCCAGCUCCCUCUGCCAUGGACACAGAAAACACCUCCCAAUCUGAGAUCAGCUUACCAGGAAGCUCUGCCAUUGCUGUCCCACCUGAUUCAGACCCAGGCCCACAAGCCCUGCUGUCAGCCCGACAGAGAGAGUACAAAGUGGCUGCUCUCAGUGCCAAGCGAGCUGGAGAUCUAGACCGUGCUCGAGAGCUCAUGAGGAUUGGGAAGAGAUUUGGUGCUGUUCUGGAAGCCCUGGAGAAGGGGCAGCCUGUGGACAUGAGCGCCUUGCCUCCAGCACCUGAGGAUCUGAAGGCCUUCCCACAAGCUUCUAAGGUCCCCACAGCACCCCCAAUCCUGUCCCCAGCAGUGGAGCAAGUGCAGCCAGUGAUGGCCUCUGACAUCCCAUCCACCCCAGUGGCCCCUGCAGAGCCACAGACAGUGCUGGAUGCCCUGCAGCAAAGGCUGACCAAGUACCGAGAAGCAGGCAUCCAGGCCCGGACCAGUGGGGACGAGCGCAAGGCCCGUAUGCAUGAGCGCAUCGCCAAGCAAUAUCAGGAUGCUAUUCGAGCUCACCGAGCAGGACGGAAAGUGGACUUCACUGAGUUGCCUGUUCCUCCAGGAUUUCCUCCCAUCCCUGGUCUGGAGCCCACUAUGGAUACAGCAGAGGAUUCAGUGGCAGCAGCUUUGGCAGCUGCCCCAAAACUAGCCUCCUCGGAGGAUACAGCCCCAGCAGAUGUAGAUGAGGACGAGGAUGAGGAUGAGCCUCCAAUACAGGCUCCGGUGGCCAAGAAGCUGGCGCAGCCUCUGGUUCCCUUAUCCCAGCCCCUGCUUGAGCCCAAGGCCUCGAGUUCUAAGGAGUCACUGAGUCCAACUGUGCGGGAGCAGCUGGUGCUGCUAGAGGCUCGGAAAUUGCAGUACCAGAGAGCAGCUCUGCAGGCCAAGCGCAGGCAGGACCUGGAGCAGGCCAAAGCCCAUCUGCGGGUGGCCAAAGGUCUUGAGGCUCAGAUUGUCCAGGCCCGAGCUGGCCGACCUGUUGACCUCUCAAAGGUGCCUUCACCUUUGACGGAUGAAGAGGGUGACUUCAUCUUUAUCCACCAUGAGGACCUGCGACUCUCUCAGAAGGCCGAAGAAGUGUAUGUUCAGCUACAAAAAAUGCUUCUGGAGCAGUAUGAGAAGUGCCUGCUGUUCUCCAAGCAGUUCAUGCACCAGGGAAAUGUGGCUGAAACUACCCGGUUUGAGAAGCUUGCUCAGGACCGUAAGAAGCAGCUUGAGAUCCUGAAGCUGACCCAGGCCCAGGGUCUCGACCCUCCUAGCCACCACUUUGAGUUGAAGACAUUCCAGACUGUGAGGAUCUUCUCAGAACUCAAUAGCACAGAAAUGCAUCUCAUCAUUGUCCGGGGAAUGAACCUCCCAGCCCCUCCAGGAGUGACCCCUGAUGACUUGGAUGCUUUUGUGCGGUUUGAGUUCCACUACCCUAAUUCGGAACAGGCUCAGAAAAGCAAAACAGCUGUGGUGAAGAACACAAAUUGUCCAGAAUUUGAUCAAGUAUUCAAACUAAACAUCAACCGAAACCACCGGGGCUUCAGGAGGGUGAUCCAGAGCAAAGGAGUCAAGUUUGAAAUCUUCCACAAAGGAUCCUUCUUCAGAAGUGAUAAGCUGGUUGGUACAGCACACCUGAAAUUGGAGCGGCUGGAGAAUGAGUGUGAGAUCAGAGAGAUCAUGGAGGUACUGGAUGGAAGGAAGCCCACUGGGGGGAAGCUGGAGGUGAAGGUUAGGCUGCGGGAACCUCUGAGUGGCCAGGAUGUGCAGAUGGUCACGGAGAACUGGUUGGUCUUGGAGCCGAGGGGCUAGUGAGCAGGUGGUCAGCACUGGGAGAGAAUCAGCCAGUGGCAGUGUGCACCAGCUGGGCUUCUCAGCUUUGCUGGCUGCAAAAGCCUUUGUAUGUAAGAGAGAUGCUGCUACGCAAGCACCAAAGAUCUGUUGAGCUACGGACCCUACUAACCAAGUAGGCUAGCAAGCCCUCUUGCUAGCCCUUUUUGAGCCUCCAUGGAAGCAGUCUGGAUCCCAGGAGCUCUUCCCCUUACCCUUGUGGGUAAAGGCAAGGAUAUUCUCAUUGUUCUGUGCCAUGGAGUCUUCUAGACCCUUAACCUCUGCCUAGCAACUGUGUGCAGCUUAUUUCAGCUCCCAGUUGUGCCAUUUCUGGAUGUGCCUUUAAAAGAUGUAACUGAGGGAUGGGAGACUCAAGAGUGAUUGGACACCUCACUGGCUAGGGUAGGUAGGGUUUCACGACUCUAGCUGGUCAAUGGCAGCCUAUCCACUCAGCUGAGUUUACCCCAGCUCUGCCUGUGCCUGUGCCUUUGUUCCUGACAGCUGCUGCACUAGCCUUCCUGUUUCCCAAGGAACUCAGUGGAAGAGGAAGUUACUUUUGGUACUACUUGGUGGAUAGGAAGGGUAAGGUAUCUUGGGUUUGGUUUGUGUACCUAAGAUGAAGACUAUUAACAGGGGAGAAAAAACAUUCAUAUAUACAUAUGUAUAUGUAAAAUUUUAUGUAGCCAUUUUUAUUUAAGGAACUAGGUCUAAUUCAUUGUUAGGGGUUUUACACUCUACACACAGUGUAAACUAUCAAAGUCUUAAAGCCCUCCUCCUGUCACUGUUUAAAAGCCAGGGUCACAGUAAUAUUUAUCAACUGCUGCUGCAGCUUCCUCUUUUGAGAGAGGGCAGGGGAAGCCUUUCCUUUCAACUGAUCACCUGGGAAAUCCCUAAGUUCUUUCCAAGAAAUUCUCGUGUGGCUUUGUUUGCUGAAUGGAUGGAAACCAUGAAGGGAUUUGUAGUUGUAACAGAUUUAAUAUUAAAAACUGCAGUGUUCUACAUUUCUUAGGAAUAAAUACCCCAUCUUUUUUCCUCUUUUUUGAAGCAGUAAGUUCAACAAAGCACUCCUCAAGAUUAGUUUUUAAAGGCUGUAAAUGAAGCAAAUACAUUUAGCUUACUGAUCACUAAAGCAUUGCGUAAACACAGCUCAGGGAUUGAGUUUUUGUGUGUCUUGUCAGGAGUACAGGGUUGGACCAGGCAUCUCUGCCCUUAACAGGAGAACUUUUAGUGGGUAACACAGCAGGGAUUACAGACAAUUGGUUUUUCCAAGAGCUCUCAGGCCAGUCUUACCUGUCAGAUGUGAGGUAUCAGCACUUCACAGAUAAGGGAUUUAACCAUUAAUUGUAAUCAUAAAUGUGUCAAAGAUUGGAAAGGGGGGGGUCACUUGCCUUCAUGAAAUGGCCUAGAGCAAAAAGGGCUGGCUUGAGUAGUUCCUGGCUCUGUCUAGUUUUCCCCUUUUGGGUUUCAUACAAAGAAGGUGAAGGACCAUAGGGGUUAUUCUCAAAGGUUUCAGUAAGCCCCAGGAAUAUCUUAAAUUCAGGCCUCUGUUGGAAAUGAAUUUUACUAAGACUUUUUUUAUGGCUUCAAUAAUUUUCCUGUGCAGCCUGCUCAAUUUCAGUCUGCUUCACUGCUCUUUGCUUUUGGGAAAACAACCUCAAGACUGAAGGAGGCUACACAAAGCCACCCACUGGAGGGGAGACAGCUUCUUGAAAGGCCUUUGUUGCAGCCAAGGCACACACUAGUAGAGGGAGGGGGCCUGUAGAGCCUCAUCUUGUCCUAAGAUUUGUCCAAAUUAAGUAACCAAACAUUGGAGAGUAGUUUCUUAAUGGGCAGUUGGGAACCAGACACAACCAAAAUCAAAUUUUACCUUCUCUGAUCUAGUGCAGUGCAUGCUUUCUUCUGAAUUAGUGAACUGAAUAAAAUAUGAAAGCGAUGUGUCUUAUAGUCAGGAAGCUUUGUUCACAGAGGGCAAAUUCUUUUAAUAUUCUUUUUGCUUUCUUAAAGCACCAUUCUAAAACUUACAUGGCUGCUUUCAAAUUCUGAAGACUUGUUCUCCACAUACUUGUGACAUCUAAAAGAUCUUGCCCCUUAAGGUCAGCUGGUUUUUGAAAGGAGCCAUAGUGCUGAAAGGUGGAUUCAGGGAGCUCACACCUGGUGCAGCUCCAUCACAGGUGGAUUCUUCUCUGGGCAUCAGUAUUCCUGUUCCAUUCCCUAGUCCUAUAUGUACAAUCCCUAAAAAUCCCAUUAUCAUCCUUUAUUUUAGCAUUAGUAAAAUAGAAGCCUCUCACAAACUUGUUAAUUCCAGAAACAAUGUUGAGUACACUGCUUGUCUUAAAUGCAUUAAAUGCAUAAAUUAAUUCUCAGAUGUCCAUAGAGAAAUUUAAUUGGAAAUUUUGGACCCACCAGCAGGAACCAGUGUGGGUGAGACAAGACAGGAGAUGGGAGCUUACACAGGCAGAAUCUCAUAUCUCUACCACCCUAGAGUGUGCAGGAGGUGUUCCAAAAAAUGUUAGUGAAGCACAGAGAAACUACAUUGCCUGGCAUUUUGCAAGGUGCAAUUUUUAAAAAUUUCAAAGUUUACCAGAAUGGCAAUUCUGUCCAUCUUCAGUUUCAGAGGAGCUCUGUAUCGUUUAAGUUCACAAUCUAGAAAAUUUUGCCUAAUCUAAGAGUGUGAUGCUUCAGCCUUUCACUUUCAAUUAUAAAACCAAGGAUAAGUGGAAAAAUAAACUAUAGACUUGAUUGUUUAGGCGCAAUUUCACAGGAUUUUUUUUUUUUAAUAUAGAAAAGACAUUUUAUGCAGUUAAGAAUGGAACUGACUAGACAGGGCUUAUUGUUUGUUAGUUUAAGGAUUCUUACACUGAUCCAGAAGAAAUACAAUAGAAAGAUGUAUUUAGCUGAGCAGGAAGAAAGAUAAAACUAGGAAAACAGGACAAGCCUCUGUAGAAGCCCCAGACUUCCAAGGUAUGUUUAUACCAAGCUUGAUAUUGACACCAAAUAUACCAAUCCCUGUUAACAAAGUUUGGGGGUAGUGUUCUCAGGGCUUCAUCCUUACAAGCUAGUGCUGUGUAGGUUGAGGAGCACCUGAGAGGCUUCAUAUUUCCUGUCUAUGGAAAAACUUGCAAUCUCAGCUUCUCUGUAGCUCCAUCAGCAAGGCCUUUGUAGAGGAAUAUAACCCCUACCCCAAGGAGAAAGGGAUGAAUCAAGCCAGGCCAGGCUGUGGGCCUCUGGAAAACAGCUAUUGCCCCAAACAGCUUGACAGCCUGUUAUUGCCAAGCACUGGGCCCAGCUCUGGCCUCUGGGAUAUAGCCUCUCAAUAUCCAGAGGCCUGCACUGGAACCCAGGUCAUUCUGGGAGCCCUGCUUUUGUUGCAGAGGGACUAAAUCCUUUGUGGUGUGGGUUCUCAGAGAUGUUAAUGACAAAUGGAGUUUCCCUAGAGCAGCGUUUGUUGAACUGGCUUGUGAAAUCCAUUUGGUCUAUAAUAAAAAAAAAUUUUUUUUAGCAGUACAGCAAUUUGAACUCAGGGCCAAGCACUUGUUAGGCAGGUGUUCAACCACUUGAGCCAUGUCUCC
This is a messenger RNA of Castor canadensis (American beaver), 6308 nucleotides long. RefSeq names its product coiled-coil and C2 domain containing 1B (gene Cc2d1b). NCBI's taxonomy places the organism in Eukaryota, Metazoa, Chordata, Mammalia, Rodentia, Castoridae. Gene Ontology annotation, molecular function: DNA-binding transcription repressor activity, RNA polymerase II-specific. The record is from RefSeq and is a predicted model, not a curated record.